Molecule: messenger RNA, 3603 nt
Organism: Diplodia corticola
Lineage: Eukaryota; Fungi; Ascomycota; Dothideomycetes; Botryosphaeriales; Botryosphaeriaceae
Product: c2h2 finger domain transcription factor
Exons: 5
Coding region: 1-3603 (1200 amino acids)
Biological process (GO): DNA-templated transcription; regulation of transcription by RNA polymerase II
Cellular component (GO): chromatin
Molecular function (GO): DNA-binding transcription factor activity, RNA polymerase II-specific; RNA polymerase II cis-regulatory region sequence-specific DNA binding; zinc ion binding
Source: RefSeq, a predicted model, not a curated record
AUGCGCAACACCUCGCCCGCCUCGUCCGCCCAGGCCGCCCACGCCGCCGGCCAGCGUGCCCACGCGCGGAGGAAGAGCAGCACCACCACCGCCGCCAGCGACCAGCCCAAGAAGUUCGCCUGUGGCUUUGACGGCUGCGGCCGCGCAUUCACGCGCUCCGAGCACCUGCAGCGCCACCUGCUGAACCACACCGCCGGCGAGAGCACCUGCGAGCGCUGCCGUGCCCACUUCAAGCGCAAAGACCUGCUUGAGAGACACAUGCAGCGCCACAGACAGAAGGACGAGGAGGCCGGCGCCGAGGGUGCUGGCGUCCUCAACACCCGCAAGCGCAUGUGGAAGGACCAGGACGGCAACAUCGUCACCAAGCGUCCCAACCUGGGCAAGAACAGGUCCGCUGCUCCCUCGAGUGCCCAGCACGGCCGGUCGCUGUCCACCUCCACCACGGCCUCCAUCGAAGACGCCGUCCGCGUCCUGGGCGGAGACGCUCCCAUCUCGCCCCCCAUCUCCAGCACCCACUCCUCACAGUCGGACGACUACGGCCGGAGGUCAUCCGACGCGUGCGACGCUACCACAGACCCAACAACCGUCGAGGCCUGGGUCUUCCCCCCGCUUGAGCUCAGCCCUGGCCCUGAGCCACACGCAUAUCCUGAACUGGAGCCAUUGGCGCACGAGACCGAGCGCUUCUGGUCCAAUGCCAGCGGCUUGCAGACGUCAUCUCUGAGGAAUCUUUCUGACGAUGUGCCUUACGACGAUAUCUUCAACCCUGACACUGCCAGCUCGUUCAACAUGCCCUUCACCACCAUGAACAACUACAACUGGCUAUUUGACGUCGAUCUCGGGGCACCAGCAGCGCAGCACUUCUCCACCUCGACCCCAGACAUCCUGUCUGGUACGUUCACAGCAACGCACGUAGACCAAGCUGCUCCUGAUCCUCAGCCGUCCACUCAUACUUUCCCUACAGGCGUACCUCCAGAGCAUACGCCAGCUGUUAGUGAGCUUGCUCUUAUCCCUACGGAUGAACAUUCGAUUGCGGCCCCCACCGCGCCUUCAGCUGCCCUUUCCCAUGCCCAGUCCAACUCUUCAAUGCUGCCCGACAUGAGCUUGCCAGAGUCCACCUCCCUCUCUCUUCCCAGCCUCGAGCCUCAGCACUCCGCCUUCGCAGAUGAGCAGCGUUCUGUGACAGCAGCCUCUACCAUCGGACGCUCGCAAACGAUGAACAUCCCAACCCCCCUGAGCAUGCCCAUCGAAGAACGUGCCAGAGUUGCCCGCGAAUCUCUUGCAACACGCCAAGCGCAGAUCGGUAUUGAUUUUGAACGGCCCAUGUCGUCGAUGAACCGUUCUGCCAGCCUUCCAGUCAUUGAUGAAGUAGCGCGUGCCCAAGUGCUCGACGUGAUUGAAGCGGCCAGGCCAAUCACGCCGGACGGGCUUUACAUCUCCCGGAGUCAUCCUCUACUGUCCCUCUCCUCUCUACAGACCUACUGUGAUCUGUAUUUCACUCGCUUCAAUACUGCCUAUCCUCUGAUUCACCAGCCGACAUUCGACGCUUCCCACGUCGAGACACUGUUGCUUGUAUCUGUCCUGCUGCUUGGAGCAACAUACUGCGAAAAGGACGCUCACCAGAUGGCAGUCUGCAUCCACGACGUCCUCCGGCCCCAAAUUUUUGCCCAUGCCGGGUUUAACGCGAAGCCCGAUCUGUGGGUCCUGCAGACUAUCCUGCUGGUCGAGUGUUUUGGCAAGAGCCGCGCUGGUCAGAAGCAGCACGACAUGGCACACCUCUUCCACGGACUCCUCAUCAAUCUCAUCCGAAGAAGCGACUGCCAGGCCAUCCGCACGCUGUUCACAGAUGAGUGCUCCGGUGAUCUCGACAACGACUGGAGGAAAUGGGCAGAAGCCGAGCAGAAGAAGCGGCUCGCCUACCUCUGCUUCCUUUGGGACGUGCAGCACGCCGUCCUGUUCUGCCAAUCCCUCUGCAUGUCCGCCUUCGAGCUCCGCUCCAACCUGCCCUGCAACCAGCAGCUGUGGGAAGCCGACUCGGCCGAAGUCUGGCAGCGCCUCCGCAAGCAGCAAAAGAGCCCGCCGCUCUUCCUGGCCCUGGUCAAGGCCUACCUGACGCCCGGCGGGCCCCCCAUCCCGCGCAACCUGAACGCCCUGUCCCGGCUCCUGCUCCUGCACGGCCUCAUGUCCAUCUCGUGGGACAUGAAGCGCCGCGACCAGACGUCGCUCGGCCUCGUCGGCUGCGGCAACGGCGGCAGGCACCAGUCCUCGUCGUCCGGCUCGCCCAUUGGCGACUGGAAGACGCGCAUGUCGACGUCGUACAACACGUGGAAAGCCGACUUCGACGCGUACUGCGCCAACUACCUCGACCUCUUCUGCAGCACAGGUGCGGGUGCAGGUGCAGGUCCGGCGGCGGCGGCGGAAAGCCACCACCAUGACAGCAGCAGCAGCAGCAACAGUAACAGUAACAGUAACAGCAGCGGCGGCAACAGCAGCAGCGGCAUCAGCGGCAGCAACGGGAUCAGCCCCCCGGCGUCGGCGUCGGCGUCGACGUCGACGUCGAGCACGACGUCGCUGCUCAGGCAAGAAUUCAUCACGUGGUCGACGGCCAACGCGGCCGUGUACCACGCGGCGCACGUGCUGCUCAACGCCGAGUUCCUCGACCUGCAGAUCUACGCGGGGGCGCGGCACAUACUCGGACGGCCGGUGGGGCGGGCGGAUUACGUGCGAUCGCAGCGGGUGGUCAAGCGUUGGGCGGGGGCCGGCGCGGGGGCGGGGGCGGAUCAUCAGGGACGUACUACUAGUACCAGUACUGGCACCAGUAGAGGUGGUGGUACUGCUGGGGGGGAUCAUCAGUCCAACAACAAUCCUGGACAGGUGGUGGACGUCGAGCGGCUCCGGGCGGCCAGGGCGGCCCGGCACGCGGCGCUGCUGAUCCGCGAGGGCGUCGAGCGGCUGGACGCGUUCGACGCCGGCGGCCUGUUCCAUUACCCGUGGUGUCUCUACCUCGCCACGUUGACGUGCUGGGCUUGGUGGCAUGCGCGGCCGGCGCAACCGCCGCUGGUGGUGCCACCCACGGAUCAUCAUCAGGUCCAACAGCAGAAGCAAAGGAAGCAGCAGCGGCGUCGCGUGCGCCAGGAAAGGGAGGCGCUGAUGGAAUAUCAUCCUGGUGACGCCGAGGACGGCUUCGAUGCCGACGACGUCGCGAAUGCGGAUGCGGAUGUCCCGGAGGACGAGGACGAGAACGAGGACGAGAUGGUGUGGGAUGCGGCGGCGGAGCUGGACGCGCUGGUGGGGUGCAUGACGGCCUCGCCGCCUGCGACUUUGUCGUCGUCGUCGUCCGGCACCACCACCACGACCACCACCACCACUGCUCAAGAAUACGAAGAAGACGACGACGACGACAGCUUCGGCCCCGAGCGCCGCCUCGAGGCCGUGGCGCGCGGGCUGCGGCCGGCGGCGGUGCGGCGGCGCACGACGGGCCUCACGGCGGUGGUGGCCAGGCACCUGAGCAAGGUGCGGUGGGCGGUGGUGCACGACGGCAUGAUGGUGCUCAAGGGGCUGGUGCCGUGGCGGAUGAUUGGGGGCGCUGAGGGGGGGUUGGCUUAG